ACAACACCGGCUGUGAUUCGCAGAUGAAGUUAACCUAUAUAAAUGUGGCCCUAAUAAAAAGUCCUUCCGUUUUUCUUUAAUCUACUUUCUUUGUCAUUUGGCCAAUUUUCUCAGUAAAAAUCGUGGACAUUCAUCUCCUCAAUGUGAAUUGGACAAGUGGAAUUCAUCAAUAAAAUGUCAAACAACGGUCAAGAGAGUGAGACCACAAUUUCAGACCUUCCAGAUGAAUGUUUACGUCAGAUUUUUCUCAAUGUUCCUAUGAGUACAAUUCCAGGAAAGAGCUGGAUCAGUCUCCGUGCAGUUCUCUUCAACGUGAAAAAUCAAAGGAACUCAUUAUCAUUCCUGUUAGUGUGCACGAGGUGGACUGAAAUAAUCGAUGACUGUUGGCGUGAGUUCAAACGGCUCCUGCUAUAUGAUGGUGCUGCGAAAUUGACUUUGAUAUCAUCGCCCGAAACUCUGCUGGCAGUCACCAGCAAUGAAUCACUGAAUCGAAGAACUGCACAUGAAUUAAUCGAGUAUUGUGGGCCUCAUUUGAGAGUCUUAAUGGAGCACCGUAAGUUACUCUCAACACCCUCCAUCAUGGCCUUGGCUGCAAAGGAAUGUCCCAAUCUUUGCGAAUUCAGUGGAUUUUUGAUGACAAAAACCGAUGCGAUACAAUUGAGAGAGUUACUCGACGCUUGUAAAUAUAUGAAGAACUUAAAGGUCCACAUACUCGCUGAACAACUCUACAGUUUCUUCCAGGGCAUUCCAACUCAUCAGCUAGAACAAUUGAGCAUUUUUGCAAGUAGCAUUGCCGAUCGAAACCUGCCAAAAUAUAUCAAAGCGACUAUUCGUCAUUGCCAAGUCCUCCAGGGCCUGUUUAUUGAUUACGUUGAUGAUGAAUUGGUGGAACUGCUUACAAAUUUACGUCAGCUUUGUCUUGGCAGGCCAGAUUUCACUAUGAUUGACCGAUACAGACCAUUACCGUUGAUUCACGAUAAAUUCCUCGUUUCUAUGAGUAAAAAGUGUCUGCAAUUGGAAACAAUCAAACUUCAACAUUGCAUUAAUGUAACGGAUCAAGGUAUCUCUGUUCUAUCAGCCCUUCCCAACCUGAAAGUUCUCCACCUGUUGUGCUUGCCAGGAGUUACUGGGAAAUACCUGAAGAAAUUUGUUAAUAUCAAGGAGUUGAACCUGGUAGGAUGCCCAGCUAGUGACGUAGAAGUAACAGGAAUUCUGAAAAACUGUCACGUGCUUCAAACUCUCGAUGUCAUCUGCACUAAGAUCACAGACAAAACUCUUGAAGUCGCCGUUAAAGUAACCAAGAAGCGCACGAAUAAUAUAACUCUGAAAAUUCAUUGUUAUCACACAAUGGCACAUCCUGAAAUAUUCGAAGGGGCUUCUCCUCUAUUGAAAACUGUCCGAUAGAGACUUAGAGCCUCGUUUGAGAAUUUCGUAGACAAUUCACCUACAUGUAUGACACAGACUUUUAAUAUUUAUGCUGGCCUUAACUAAGAUUUGACUGCUAAGUUAAUUCGGUUUACAAUUCCAACUGGAAUCGUACCCUCUUAUGAUUAUUGAUAGAACACAGGCAGCAGUCUUACAAUACGGUGUCUACUUUUACAAUGAUAAAGUAAGAAAAUCUGUUCAAUUAAAAACAAAAGAGAAUAGUCUCAUAAGAUGUUUCUCUUUCAAUGUAUUCUAUUAAGUUCAAAUAAAAUUUAUGAAGAUGGGUUAUCACUUUUAUA
Messenger RNA from Diachasma alloeum, 1724 nucleotides. RefSeq lists its product as uncharacterized. The transcript has 4 exons. Gene Ontology annotation, molecular function: protein binding. The record is from RefSeq and is a predicted model, not a curated record. Gene Ontology annotation, biological process: SCF-dependent proteasomal ubiquitin-dependent protein catabolic process. The coding region runs from base 175 to 1404 and encodes 409 amino acids. Gene Ontology annotation, cellular component: SCF ubiquitin ligase complex. NCBI's taxonomy places the organism in Eukaryota, Metazoa, Arthropoda, Insecta, Hymenoptera, Braconidae.